CUAUUAUUGAUAAUAUAUGGUCCUACAUAUGACUAUAGUACAAUAAAACGCCAUCAAACGUCUAUUAUUGGUAAUUAAUUAAGUAAUUAACUUCUUUUUUUUGGGAUAAAAAUUAAAGAUCCUUGUUUCCUAAGAUGACUCGAUCUUUAGAAACUAAGAGAGAAUGAAACUAACACUAAAAUUCCUACAAAAAAAAAAUGAAAUCAACACCAAAAUUGCUGCUUUUACUUCUGUUUAUCAUAAAUCAUCAUGUUGAUUCGGGCUCUAUCGUCAAGUUUCUUCCCGGCUUUGAAGGCCCUCUUCCUUUCGAACUCGAAACCGGGUACAUUGGUAUUGGUGAGGAAGAGGAUGUGCAAUUGUUCUACUACUUUAUAAAGUCUGAGAGAAAUCCAAAAGAAGACCCUCUUCUUCUCUGGUUAAGUGGAGGACCUGGGUGUUCUUCUAUCACUGGCCUUCUUUUCGAGAAUGGACCCUUGGCUUUGAAGUCCAAGGUUUACAAUGGAAGUGUCCCUUCUUUGGUCUCCACUACAUAUUCGUGGACAAAGACGGCGAACAUAAUAUUCUUGGAUCAGCCUAUUGGAGCUGGCUUCUCCUACUCAAGAAUCCCACUUAUUGAUACGCCUAGUGACACAGGCGAAGUUAAGAAUAUCCAUGAGUUUCUCCAAAAGUGGUUAAGCAAGCAUCCACAGUUUUCUUCCAAUCCUUUCUAUGCUAGCGGAGAUUCUUAUUCCGGUAUGAUUGUUCCAGCCCUCGUUCAAGAAAUUUCGAAAGGAAAUUAUAUAUGUUGCAAACCUCCUAUAAAUCUACAGGGCUAUAUACUCGGGAACCCAAUAACAUAUUUUGAAGUCGACCAAAACUAUCGCAUUCCAUUUUCUCAUGGAAUGGCACUUAUUUCAGAUGAACUAUACGAGUCAAUUAGGAGAGACUGCAAAGGAAAUUAUUUCAACGUGGAUCCACGUAACACAAAAUGUUUGAAACUUGUUGAAGAAUACCAUAAGUGUACCGACGAACUAAAUGAAUUCAAUAUAUUAUCACCAGAUUGCGACACGACAUCUCCUGAUUGCUUUUUAUAUCCAUAUUAUCUCCUUGGCUACUGGAUCAACGACGAGAGCGUUCGCGAUGCUCUUCAUGUUAAUAAGAGCAGUAUUGGAAAAUGGGAGCGAUGUACUUAUCAAAAUAGAAUCCCAUACAACAAAGACAUCAAUAACAGCAUACCAUACCAUAUGAAUAACAGUAUUAGUGGCUACCGAUCUCUCAUCUACAGUGGUGAUCAUGAUUUGGUGGUUCCUUUCCUUGCAACUCAAGCCUGGAUAAAAUCUCUAAAUUACUCCAUCAUUCAUGAAUGGAGACCUUGGAUGAUUAAAGAUCAAAUCGCUGGAUACACGAGAACUUAUUCCAAUAAGAUGACAUUUGCUACUGUCAAAGGAAGUGGGCACACAGCAGAGUAUAAACCAAACGAGACUUUUAUCAUGUUUCAAAGGUGGAUUAGUGGUCAUGACCUUUAACUUAAAGGCUUUAAGUAUUUGGAAUACCCUCUUUUUGUUUAUAUUAUUGAAAAAUACCCUUUCUUUAUUUCUCUUUCAAAAACUAUUUUUAAAUAUGUAAAAUUACUUGAAUGACCUUACCUAAAUUUAAUAACAAUUAAUAUAAAAUAUUUAUAUUUAAUAUCAAAUCAAUUUAUUGGU
Messenger RNA from Arabidopsis thaliana (thale cress), 1685 nucleotides. RefSeq names its product serine carboxypeptidase-like 12 (gene SCPL12). NCBI's taxonomy places the organism in Eukaryota, Viridiplantae, Streptophyta, Magnoliopsida, Brassicales, Brassicaceae. Gene Ontology annotation, biological process: secondary metabolic process; proteolysis. Gene Ontology annotation, molecular function: serine-type carboxypeptidase activity; O-sinapoyltransferase activity. The transcript has 14 exons. The coding region runs from base 198 to 1505 and encodes 435 amino acids. Gene Ontology annotation, cellular component: extracellular region. The record is from RefSeq and is marked reviewed.